UGAAUAGGUGCACAGAUAAAUCUGUGAGUUCUUCUACACUGUCUUCCUGUGCUUGAUACAUGAUUCGUUUAAACUCUACGAUGAACUUGUAUAGUCCGUAUUAAUCCUAUUCUACUUUACUUGAUCAAUGCUUCAACAUUUAUCAAUGUUUGGAGUACGUUUUGUUUUAUUUUAUCUUAGCACUUUACAGAUUUAUUUAUUUUUUUACAGAAGAGUAAUUUGUUUUCGCCACUCGCUUAAAGUAACUUAAAUUAGGAGACUCCACUGUAAAGGACGAUUUAUUUGAAAGAACUUGGAGACACAGAGCCAGGACAACAGGGUUUGCAGCCCUACUAUCGACGAGUGCUAUGGGAUCUUGAGACUAGACCUCAGGGAGACAGGACCUUUGAUUGAUGGGUACUGUCCCUGCCUGCACUUGUUAUUACCUCUUUCAUAGCAGGUGAGAACAAUGAGGAUGAUGAUGAUGUCCAACUCCUCCCUGAGUCCCAUGGAGCUGCUAACAGGUAAUAGCAGCUCCAUGCAGCCCGGGGGCGCUGUUGGGUUCCCUAAAGACAGCUUCACCAAUGCCAUGACAAAGAACAUAGUGGCAAUGCUCGUCUGGCUCGUCCUCAACGUCAUUAACGGCACCAUGGUGUACACCUUCAUGAAACACAGGGUUUUCUACGAGGACCCGCGUUACAUCAUGUUUAUCUGCAUGGUGGUGAACGACGCCAUGCAGCUCAGCCUGGUGACCACCCUGUACGUGGUGAGCUACAUCUUCAGACAGAUCCACGCCAGCGUCUGCUGCAUCCUGGUGAUGACCGCGGUGCUCACCACUCGCUCCACCCCUCUCAUCCUGGCGGGCAUGUCGGUGGAGCGCUACCUCUCCAUCUGCUACCCCCUGCACUACGGCCACGUCUGCACCGCGCGCCGCACCUUCCUCCUCAUCUGGGUCAUCCUCCUCCUCACGGCGGCCCCCCCGCUCACCGACCUCUUCAUCACCCUGGCCAAGGAGCCGCCAGAGUUCUUCUCCUCGUCCAUGUUCUGCGACCACUCGCUGCUCUUCAGGGACCGCUCCAUCUACUACAAGAACUGCGUGUUUGACGGCAGCUACCUGUCCUUUGUGGCACUGACGCUGCUGUACACCUACUGUAAGAUCAUGAUGGCCGCCCAGGCCGCCUCCACCACGCUGGCGUCCGUCAAGCGGGCGCGCAACACCGUGCUGCUGCACGGAGCGCAGCUGAUGCUGUGCCUGCUAGCGUUCGUGGUUCCUUCGCUGCAGGCGUCGCUGAUCACUCAGUUCCCCCACCUGAGCCUGGAGAUCCGCUACGUCUUCUUCCUGCUCGUCUACAUCAUACCCCGGUUCCUCAGCCCCAUCAUCUAUGGCUUCCGGGACGAGAACUUCAGAAGGUACUGGAUCCGCUACCUCACCUGUCGGACAGGAAGAGCUGGCAGAGUCCGGCCCCUGCCCAUUAAGGUCACCCCCAAGGUCAAGUAAGAACCUCUGUGUUGAGUGGGGGAGGAACUGUGCCACCCUGUCGGGUGGACUUCUCUUCUUUGUCAGGCACAGUUACCUGGACAACAAGGAAUCACAAGGACCUCUAGACUCUAUGUAAAGAAAUCAGAAGAAAAAAGUGAUUGGAUUUUUUCCCUUUUUAGUCUUUGAAAAAAAGUCCUUAAGGUUUAAUACAGAGUACAAAGACUAUGUGUUGGAGGCAUGGAUGAGAUACAGAGUUUCUUGAUUCUUUGAAUUCCUAGGGGUAUGUUUUACUGCCAGUGAACCCAAAGUUGUGUUUUUGUCUAGAGCUGUGACACUAGAGCUUCCAAGCUAAAUUCUGAUGUUGGCAUUGCGAUUGGUGACAAUAUAUUAAUGUUUGCCCAAUGAUUCUAAUCUAUAAUGCAUUUGUAGCCUAGCAAUUCAUACCAAUAUGCUCCAAUGUGCCUAUUGUUGUGUAAUUGUGUAAUUGUUUUGUCUCUUGGUCAAGUCUCAAGUCUCAUGGGUUUCUUUUGCUGAUGUACGUUUUCACAAGUUGGAUCAUAAAUACAAAUUACACCUUUACUCAAACUAACCCAAGCUAAAACAAUUUAAGAGGCUGAUAGACCUACCUAGUCAUUAUGGUACAACACUACCAUUGACGUCUUGCUAAGAUGAGACUCAAAUUAAAGUUGUAUUUAUUUAAAAUACAAACAUAACACACACACACACACACACACACACACACACACACACACACACACACACACACACACACACACAAACACAAACACAAACACAAACACACACACACACACACACACACACACACACACACAUAUAUAAA
Gadus macrocephalus (Pacific cod) is the source of this 2300-nucleotide messenger RNA. Its product is annotated as odorant receptor 131-2-like. Gene Ontology annotation, molecular function: G protein-coupled receptor activity. The coding region runs from base 449 to 1477 and encodes 342 amino acids. Gene Ontology annotation, biological process: G protein-coupled receptor signaling pathway. The transcript has 4 exons. Gene Ontology annotation, cellular component: membrane. The record is from RefSeq and is a predicted model, not a curated record. NCBI's taxonomy places the organism in Eukaryota, Metazoa, Chordata, Actinopteri, Gadiformes, Gadidae.